AUGUUUCCUCGCAACACCGUCAGCCCGCUGCUGCCGGCGAAGCGGAAGGUUCCGCCAGAAGAGCAGCAGCAGCAGCAGCAACAGCAGCAGCAGCAGCAGCAGCUUCUGCCGACCCUUCCUGUGGCGUUAGAGACCCACCACCUGUACAGACAGCUCUUCUCGCCGCAGCAGCAGCAGCAGCACGCGCUGCAGCACCGAACAGAUCUGCAGAUCGUACAGAGCUUGCUGGAGGCGUGCCCUCUGCGAGUGCCUGCUGCUGAGCUCGUUGCGGAUAAGCUGGGGCCCCGCGCGCUGAGGCUGGAUGACAGCAGGAAGCAGCAGCAAAAGCGGCAACAGCAGCAGCAGCAGCAGCAGCAGCAGCAGAAGCAGCAAAAGCAGCAGAAGCACAAGUUAAAGCUCUCCCGUACCCAAGCGAAACGCCUCGGCCUCUUUGAUGUUGCAGCAGAGUUCGGCUACAGCAGCAGCAGCAACCGCCGCAAGCAGCAGCAGCAGCAACAGCAGCAGCAGCAGCACAAUGGCUUGGGGCUUCAAGAUUUGCUGCCUUUGUUUCAGUUGUGGCAGCAGUAUGCCUUAUCGGUUUGCGGCGUAGAGGCGUCAGCAGCAGCAUGCGGCAGCAACAGCAGCAGCAACAGCAGCAGCAGCAGCAGCAGCAGCGGAAGCAAGAGCAGGAAACAGAAGGGGGGUGGGGCCCCUGGGGGCCCCCAGGGGCCCCCCAAGUUAUCUGCCUUCAGCAGAUGCGGUGUAGCAGCACAAAUGGAUUUGCACGGGGCUUGGGUGUCUGUACACCGCAGCAGCUGCCCUUCUUUAUGCGGAAUUGCAGGUCUUGUAGUGCUGGAUACGCAGCAGUGUUUGCUGCUGCUGGGUGCUGACGGUGUCCUUCGCCGGCUUCGGCGAGGAGUGUUCACGGGGGCCCCAGGGGCCCCUGAGAUACCUGGGGGCCCCUCCUCAAACUGCAGCAUAGUUGUGGGCCCCAUGGAGUCUCCAACUCCGCUGCCUCUGGGAGGCGGUGUGCGCUGGCGGCUGCUGCAGACACUUGACCCUGCUGCUGCUCGCCAGCUGCAGCAGCAACAGCAGCAGCAACAGCAGCAGCAACAGCAGCAGCAGCAACUGCUCGGCCAACGUGGCGAUCCAUUUAGGCUGCUCCCUCUUCCCACCGUGACUAACAGCAGCAGCAGCAGCAGCAGCAGCAGCAGCAGCAGCGGCAGCAGCAGCGGCAGCAGCGGCAGCAGCAGUAGCGCCAGGUGCUAUGAGAGCAGCAGCAGCAGUAGUAGUAGCCCCCACAAAAGCAGCAGCAGCAGCAGCAGCAGUUCGAGCAGCUGGAUCCUUAGCAGUGGCGACUACGGGGGCAGCAGCAACAACAGCAGCAGCAGCAGCAGCAGCAGCAGCAGCAGGACAGCAGGAGCAGCAGCAGCAACAGGGCCCGAUAGUGAUUCAUGUAGUGACUCGUUGUCUGUGGGGCCCUGGCGCUUUCGGAAGGAGACAGCAGCAGCAGCACUGCAGCAGGUGUCUCUGCUGCAGCAGACAGGGCUGGUGAGUCUGCUGUCUGAGGGGGUAAAGAAUGUAGAGACCCUUUGCUGCUGUGCGCAUGCAAGUUGCUGCUUAGCUGCAUACUGCGGCUCUGCAGCAGCAGCAGCAGCAGCAGAGAAGGCCCUGGAGACCCUGACACCUCCGCCGUUCUGGGGGGGCCCCCAUGAGGGCCCGCAGCAGCAGCAGCAGCAGCAGCAGCAGCAGCAGCAGCAGCAGGGGGGCCCCCCAGACCCUGUGCUGCUGCUCUUUAGAGGCUUUUGCUGCAGCGUUGCUGAGGGCCUUGAGGAGACACAUGAAGUAGGUGUCUCCUCUGCUUUGCUGUACGAUCUGCUUACUGCAGGGGGAAGGGCCCCCCCCUGUCCCCCAGACCCUCAGACAGCAGCAGCAGCAGCAGCAACAGCAGCAGACGGAGACACAGCAGCAGAAGCAGCAGCAGCAAUGGAGACAGUUGGGGAGCUGCUGCCGGCUCUAGGGCCCAUAGAAGCAACCCGACUCAUAUGCUGCGUGAGGCGGCUUGCUGCAGCAGAUGUGCAGCUAUUCCCUGCUUGGCGUCUGCAGCAGCAGCAGCAGCAACAGCAGGGGCUGCUGCAGCAGCAGGUGGAGCAGCAGCAGGUGGAGGAGGAAGCGGCAGCUGCAGCAGGGGUUUGCUGCUCGCCUAGGCCUCCCCUUGCUGCUUCUUUGUCUGCUGCAGCAGCAGCAGAUAUCAUUGCUGCUUCUUCAAUUGUCUCCAACCCAAAGGGCCUUGAGGCAUUGUUAAGGGGACAUUCAGAAGCUGAGGAGACACCGCAUGCUGCUGCACAGACAGCUGCUGCAGAACUGCACCAAAGCCUCGCUCAGCUGCUGCAGCGCAGCAGCAGCAGCAGCAGGCCCUCUGCAGCACCUAAGAGCGUCUCUACACCUUGCCGCACGCUGCCUCCAGCCAGCGAGGGCAGGCCUCGCGCUGCAGCAGCGGAGACUGCUGCUGCUGCUUCAGGGGUCAGUUUGCCUAAGUGGGGAAUGCAGCAGCAGCUGCAGCAGCAGCAGCAGGAAGAGGAGGCCUUGCCGUGGCUGCAUCGCCUCUGUUGGGAGAUUGCUGGGGGGCCUGCUGCCCAGGCGAAGCUGCAGCAGCAGCAGCAGCAGCAGCAGGAGCAGCAGCAGGAUGUUCCUGAAGAGCUGAUCCCUGUGUGCCGAGAUGCAGCAGAGCUCAUGGCUGCGGUGCUGGGCACUGUUGCUGCUGCACACGAGAGCGCAGCAGCAGCGGCAGCAGCAGCAGCAGGUGGACCAGCAGAAGCAGCAGCAGAAGCAGCAGUAUCCGAGAGCUUGCUGCAGCUGCUCGGCCCCUCCUGCGUAGCAGACGUACACCGGAUCGCUGCAAGAGCAGCAGCACUAAUAGAUGCAGCAGCAAGGCUUCAGGCUGCUGCUGACACCCAGCAGCAGAAACAGCAGCAACAGCAGCAGCAAAGAAGGGGUCCGACUCUAAUUGGAGCUUCGGUUAAGUUUGCUUCUAAUAAAGGUCGGAAAGGCAGUGGGGCCCCCGGGGGCCCCCGCGGCCUCUUGGGGGCCCUCGCGGAUGCUGGCUACCUCAAACCCCCGAAACCCCCUAAGUCUUCGAGUGAAGCAUUUGAUGAUGCCUGUCUGCUGUCUCCUCGCCGCGCAAUCCGCGGGUGUCUCCCUGAGGGGGCCCGGGUUAAGGAUUCUGCUGCUACGUUUGAAGUGUAUAUACCUCCUGCUAAACCUGCUCCUGUUGACGAGAGUUCUUUGAUAUCAAUUUCUUCGCUUCCUGAGUUUGCACAGGUUGCAUUUUCAGGUGUACGUACACUGAACGCUCGGCAGAGCGUCGUUUACCCCGUUGCAUUUUUAUCUUCUUCAUCUUUUCUUGUUUGUGCACCGACGGGAGCAGGGAAGACAAAUAUUGCCUUAUUAGCGCUGCUGCAGCAACUUAACGAGCACAGACACCUCAAAGGAGGCGCAGCAAAGACACACCCCAGCAGCAGCAGCACCAGCAGCACCAGCAGCAGCAGCAGCAGCAGCAGCAGCAGCAGUGGGGUAGACUGGCACCCUCCUUGUGGGAAGCACUUUAAGGCUGUAUAUAUAGCUCCGUUGAAGUCUCUUGCUGCGGAGAUAACAGAGAAGUUCCAGCGUGCUUUAGGCCCUCUAGGUCGGGGGCACCAAGCAAUGGUGUUCGUACACUCAAGACAAGGGACAGUAGAGACAGCAACAUCUCUUGCGGAUUUAGCAGCAGCUCAGGGUGUUGCAUCUUUAUUUUCUGCAGCAGCAGCACGCCCCACAUCAGCACAGCAGCAGCUGUUGCAGCAGCUACAGCGCAGCUGCCGGUAUAAAGAGUUUCGCUGUCUUGUUGAAAAGGGUUUUGGUACUCAGAUUUAUUCUCCUCAAGAAGGCGGCGAGAAGGAAUUAGGCUUUUUAGAUAUUGCACAGAUAUUUGGGCGUGCAGGACGCCCUCAGUAUGAUUCUAUCGGAGAAGGAGUACUUAUAACAGAUUAUUCGAUGACAAGCAAGUAUAUUCGUCUGCUGUCUGCAGCACUGCCUGUACAGUCGAGGCUUCUAGAAGAUCUUCCGAAUGCUCUUAAUGCAGAAGUUGCAUUGGGGACUGUCUCUUCAAUUAAAGAUGCAGCAGAGUGGCUUCAAUAUUCUUUUCUAUUUGUUCGCAUGCAAUCUCAUCCGGAGGCAUAUGGGGUGUCACGUGCUGCUCUUGAAGAAGACCCUUCUUUGCUGCAGCAGCGGCUUGCCCUUGCUCGUGCUGCUGCUGCUCGGCUUAACAGCAGCAAACUGCUGCGCUACCACAGCAGGACUGGCCGCCUAGACUCUACAGAUUUAGGACGUAUAGCAGCAAAGUUUUAUAUUGAUUACGAGACAGCAGAGACUUUCUCGCGUGGCUUAGAAGCCUCGCCUUUAACUAAUGCAUGCUUCUUUAAGCUAUUAGGUGAGGCAAGGGAUUUCAGCGGAUUGCGCGUACGAAAGGAAGAGACAAAAGAACUAGAUGACCUGCGACAGAGCUCUGCAUGCAGAGUCGCCUUUAAAGGAGACAACGACAGUAUUCCUUGCAAAGUCUCCACAUUGCUGCAGGCUUUACUCUCUCAAGUGUCUCUACAGGCUUCUUCGCUGAUUACAGAUGCUAAUUAUAUUUAUGCAAAUGCGGGGAGACUGGCGAGAGCGCUGCUUACUGCAGCACUUACAGAUAUCAUAGGAAGAACAGAAGAAGCAGCAAAACUCUUAGAAUGGGCAAAGGCUGUUGAGAGAGGCUUCUGGGCUGAUGCAUGCGUCUUGAGACACUUCAUUAACCCUAAUUGCUUCUCCGCAGAUCCUCAAAAGAGACGUUCAUUCCACCAUCAAGACCCCCUGCAGCACGAGCAGCAGCAGCAGCAGCAGCAGCAGCAGCGUGGGCAGAGGGGGAGACAGCGCGUGUUGGUGCGGCCGCAGGCAGUAGCAAAGAUAGAGAAGCUGAGAUUCACGCAGGAGAGGCUAAUGUCUCUGUCUCUUAAAGAGCUGCAGCAGAUAUGCAGCAGCAAAGCAGAUGGAGAAGAUGUUUAUAGUGACCUGCGACAGAGCUCUGCAUGCAGAGUCGCCUUUAAAGGAGACAACGACAGUAUUCCUUGCAAAGUCUCCACAUUGCUGCAGGCUUUACUCUCUCAAGUGUCUCUACAGGCUUCUUCGCUGAUUACAGAUGCUAAUUAUAUUUAUGCAAAUGCGGGGAGACUGGCGAGAGCGCUGCUUACUGCAGCACUUACAGAUAUCAUAGGAAGAACAGAAGAAGCAGCAAAACUCUUAGAAUGGGCAAAGGCUGUUGAGAGAGGCUUCUGGGCUGAUGCAUGCGUCUUGAGACACUUCAUUAACCCUAAUUGCUUCUCCGCAGAUCCUCAAAAGAGACGUUCAUUCCACCAUCAAGACCCCCUGCAGCACGAGCAGCAGCAGCAGCAGCAGCAGCAGCAGCGUGGGCAGAGGGGGAGACAGCGCGUGUUGGUGCGGCCGCAGGCAGUAGCAAAGAUAGAGAAGCUGAGAUUCACGCAGGAGAGGCUAAUGUCUCUGUCUCUUAAAGAGCUGCAGCAGAUAUGCAGCAGCAAAGCAGAUGGAGAAGAUGUUUAUAGGGCUCUGCGCUAUGUACCUCUUGUAGAGACAGAAGUGCGUGUGCAUGCAGUAACCGCUCAUAUCUUACGUGUCUCCGUUGCUGUCUCCUUUGCUGAUUCUUUCAUCUUUAAUGAAGCUGUACAUGGGAGAGGAGAGCCUUUUCAUGUCUGGCUGUCUGAGGCAGACAGCGGGUUGCUGCUGCAUCAGGAGACAGUGCUGCUGCAGCGGCAGCACCAGAGGCAGCAGCAGCAACUCGUCUUUGCUGUCCCCUUGCAUGAUCCUGCUUCACAGACGCAAUUUGUUGUAGAUGUAGUUAGUGAUAGAUGGCUAACAGCAGACAAUGAUGAAGAAGACAUAGACCCUAACAAAGCAGAUCUCUUUAUCUGUACACCUGAGAAGUGGGAUGGGCUGUCGAGACAGUGGAGAACGAGGGCCUUUGUCUCUGCUGUGGGGCUUCUUAUUAUUGACGAGAUUCAUCUUCUAGGACAAGAAAGAGGCCCUGUCCUUGAAGCUAUUGUGAGCCGCAUGCGUUUUGUGCGAAGCCAACGGGGCUUUUGCAUGCGUUUGGUGGGGCUUUCUACUGCUCUUGCAAAUGCUGAAGAUGUCGCUAGUUGGAUGGGGAUCGGGCGUGUAGGGCUGUUUAGCUUCCGCCCAGCAGUUAGGCCUGUCCCUUGUACUGUUCAUAUUGCAGGGUUUGCUCAAAAGGCGUUUUGCCCGCGAAUGGCAGCAAUGAACAAACCUACAUUUGAUGCAAUGAUGACGCAUGCAGUCGUAGAGGGCCCUGGAGACAGUCUCCUUGGGGAGAACCAGGGGGUGUACAGCACAGGCGGUUCCAGUAGUGCUGCUACUGCUCCUCCUCCUGCUGCUGCUCCAGCUGCUGCUCCUGCUGCUGCUGCUGCUGCAGCAGCAAGGCUGAGGCCCGUGCUUGUCUUCGUAGCCUCCAGGAGACAGACCCGACUCACUGCUCGUGAGUUAAUUGCUCUGCAGCACAUGCAUGAUGGUAGCGUCGCUUUUCUUUGUCUACACACUGAGGAGCAGCAAACGGAGUUCGCUAAGGCGCUCAAACAAGUCAAAGACUCGACUCUGCGUUCGGUGCUGCUGCACGGGGUGGCGAUACACCACGCGGGGUUGGCGCCUUCAGAUCGAAACAUCGCUGCACAUCUUUUUUCUCUCGGCUGUGUUCGGGUCUUAGUCGCUUCAGCAACUCUUGCCUGGGGUCUUAACUUACCCGCAAGACUCGUCGUCAUCAAGGGGACAGAAUACUUUGAUGGUAAAACAAAGCGCUAUACAGACAUGCCCGUCACUGACAUCCUGCAGAUGAUUGGUCGCGCUGGGCGUCCUCAGUUUGACAGAGAGGCGGUGGCUGUGGUGUUAUGUCAGGAAAGUAAAAAAGGGUUUUUAAAACGCUUUCUUUAUUCUCCUUUUCCUGUUGAGUCUUGCCUUCACCUUUGUCUUCCGGAGCAUCUCAAUGCAGAGAUCGUAGCUGGCACUAUUCAAACCAAAAGCAUGGCCGUCGAUUACCUCAGCUGGACCUACUUCUUCAGGCGCUUGGCAGCGAAUCCUGGGUACUACAGCUCGGAGUUGUUAGCUGAGGAUUGCCGAGGGGGUGGCGCUGCAGCAGCAGAGCGGCGUCGGGCCUUUAUAGCAAAGUUUGUAGACAGGCUUGUGAAUUCUUCGUUAGAUACUCUACUAGAGCUAGGGUGCAUUUCGUUGCGUAUGCCGGAGCCCUGGGAGCUGCCAGACGCAGCAGAAGCAGCAGCAACAGCAGCAGCAGCAGACGGAAAGGCGGCAGCAGCUGAGGGCCAGGAACCACCUCUCACGGGCUUCCGUCUCGUGCUGCAGCAGCAGCAGAAGGAGAAGGAGCAGCAGCGUCUAUUUGAACCCAUUAUAGAGCCCACUGCUCUAGGAAGAAUUGCUUCUUUUUAUUACAUAAACCCCAAGACAGCGAAACUAAUUAAAGACAAAAUGCAGCCAGAGGGGCCCCCCCUCUCCUUUAUCGACAUUCUAAGGCUCCUCACGGACUCAGAGGAAUUCAGUCAAAUGCCACUGAGACACAACGAGGAGAUUCACAACGCGCAGCUUGCUCGCAUCUGUCCCUUACCCGUAGUGGGGGACAGCUACGAUAGCCCUCAUACAAAGACAUUUUUGCUCCUGCAGGCUCGUUUGUUCAAGCGGCCUCUUCCUGUCACUGACUACUUAACUGACCUCAAGAGCGCGAUGGACAACUCCAUGCGUGUUAUACAGGCCAUGAUUGACGUGGCAGCUGAGGAGGCGCAGCUGCAGUACGCGCUGUACACCAUCCUGCUGCUGCAGUGUAUACGCAGCUCUACGCAUCCUGCACGCAGCAGUCUCUUCUGUCUUCCUCACAUAACAGACGCAGCAGAAGCAGCGCUACAACAACAAGGAAUCCUCUCCCUUGCCCACCUACUGGAGAACAAAUCUGCGUCCCUCGCUUUAACUCGUGCUGGGCUGCAGCCAAGAGAAAGAGACGAAGUUUUGGCUUCUCUCUCUCGCAUCCCUCGCAUGCGCAUGAGGUGGUUUCUUUUUGCUGCGGCAGCACCAGCAAACGCUGCUGCAACAGAAGCAACCGCAGCAGCAGAUGCAGCAGAUGCAGAAGCAGAACAGGAAGAUGUCACCUUUACUCGCUUUGAACCCCAGGUUAUCCGGGGACCCGACGGGGAGCCCACACGGGCUUAUUUAGUUCCUGCAGGAGCGGAUUUGCAGCUGGAGAUACACCUGAGGGACUUGGGCCCUGUUGCAGGAGGGGCCUCCAACGGCAAGGCAGCAAACCCUGCCCCUCGGUCUAGCUGGUUUGUUAUUCUGGGAGACCCUGAUGAGGCAGCAGAUGAGUUGGUGGCGCUGCGCCGCGUGCGGAUGCGUCCCUUCGGGCGCAGCAAAUUAACACUUGAGUUUUCUGCACCGGAAGAGAAGGAGGAGAUCUUCUCUCUUUCUCUUUAUUUAUGCAGCGACGCCUACAUCGGCAUAGAUCAAGAAGAUAAAACGGGGCUUUGUUGUGCUUGCAUGCAAGGUUACCUCUCAGCAUUAGUUGCAGGCGGCCCAUACUGCUUCCUCUCUCCCCAAACUCUGUCUACUGAGCCACUGUGGUCAGAAGACCUGGGCUGUUGCAGUAGCAACAGCCUGGGCGAGCCUCCUCCCUGUGACGAGCAGCAGCAGCAGCAAAAGCAGGAGGCACGCCGCUCACGGGCAGCAGCGGCAGAAGCAGCAGCGGCAGCAGCAGGAAUAACAGGAGCAGCAGGAGCGCAAGACUGGUCUCAUGUCGUGGGGAAGAUGAGGGGCUUAAGGAUCUUGUUGCUGCUGCAUUUCCUGCUGCUGUUGGUGGCGCAUGCAGCAGCAGCAUCAGAUGGAUCUGAAGCGGAAGGGAGUAUUGCAGCUGCAUCUUCUUCAGUAGAUGGAGACGAUGGAUUUGAUGGAGAAGCAGGAGACAGCGAUGUUGAUGGCAGCAGCAGAGACACCCCGACUAUGGAGACUGGGCAGCCUACGCUGCUGGACCUCAUGCGUGCUGCCCGUCUUGAAAGAACUCUUAUAAACAAGCCUAGAGGAAGAAAGACAGGCAUUUCUGCUUAUAUUAAUUCUACACAAAUCAUGGCUGUCAUUGUCACUGAGCUAACGCUGAAGAUGUCUCGCCAGGCACGAUGGUUUAAGCCGCGAUAUGCGGCGUACACUGCAACGGAUGGGCAUAUCUACGCGGUUACGUUGGACUUCAGGGGUUUGGAGCGCGUGGUGCUGCCCAAGAGGUACUCACAGCAAGUAAGCAGUUGA
This is a messenger RNA of Eimeria acervulina, 9369 nucleotides long. Its product is annotated as activating signal cointegrator 1 complex subunit 3, putative. The coding region runs from base 1 to 9369 and encodes 3122 amino acids. Gene Ontology annotation, cellular component: ribonuclease P complex. The transcript has 30 exons. Gene Ontology annotation, molecular function: ATP binding; RNA binding. NCBI's taxonomy places the organism in Eukaryota, Apicomplexa, Conoidasida, Eucoccidiorida, Eimeriidae. Gene Ontology annotation, biological process: tRNA 5'-leader removal. The record is from RefSeq and is a predicted model, not a curated record.